Drosophila melanogaster (fruit fly) is the source of this 2838-nucleotide messenger RNA. RefSeq lists its product as uncharacterized. NCBI's taxonomy places the organism in Eukaryota, Metazoa, Arthropoda, Insecta, Diptera, Drosophilidae. The record is from RefSeq and is marked reviewed. The coding region runs from base 86 to 1591 and encodes 501 amino acids. The transcript is spliced from 9 exons. Gene Ontology annotation, molecular function: nucleic acid binding.
AUGUUUCUCCAUCUCUAGCUGAAACUCCCCAAAUCGGCUUGUGAUCCCUAUAAAAAGUUGAUUUAGAUUCGACGGUUGUUAAACAAUGUCGUUACCGGCUGAAGAGGAGGAUUUGGCGGACACUGUCGCCAAGUACGAUUCCAUCGAAUUGAAGAGCAUACAGGACCUGGAAACCUGCGAGCAGCAACAACUACUGCAGUACGUCGAAAAGCUGCACGGGAUUAUCCGCAAAUACGACACCAAACUGGCGUCCUAUAAACAAAAACUCCUACACUACGUAAGCCGGGAAGAAAAGGUUUCGUGUGACAAAGCCAGCCAAGCAACUGAAUCGGAAUUACAAGAAUGCCAGUAUUCCAUGGAAAACGAUGAGGAUACUAACAAAAAAGACCAGCCCAACGAUUUAUCGGCGACGGACGCCUUCAGUUUUGUGGACGAAAUGAGGCAGGCAGCCAAGCACGCCGAAAACCUGAACAACUUCGUUUACGAGCACACCUCUGGCAUGUACUACGAUCCCAAGACGGGAUACUACUAUAACGCGGAGUACGGGCUGUACUACGAUGGUAACAACGGCUGCUACUACAGCUAUGAUCACGCCAAAGACUCGUACGAGUUCCACUCUCAGGCCCAGGUACAGCCUUUGAGCGACUGCGCCUAUAGUAGUCUUUUAGCGGGGUUUCACAAACUCCGCAUAGACCGAAUGCGUAGCAAUGCAUUAGACAUUGCUAAAAAGUAUCCACCCUCCCUCCGCAUCAUUGUCCAGGAGACUAACGUAGAGUCGCUGAAAGUGGGAAGCCUGCAUCUAAUCACAUACAAAGGUGGAUCUCUUGGACGGGAGGGCGCUCACGAUGUUAUCAUUCCGGACGUGAACGUCAGCAAGUGCCACUUAAAGUUUAAGUAUGAGAACAAGUUGGGAAUCUACCAAUGUCUUGAUCUGGGCUCCCGAAACGGUACCAUUCUCAAUGGAUCCCCAAUGUCCAGCGACGCCAUGGAUCUCGUUCACGGCAGUGUUAUCACUCUGGGCCAAACAAGACUACUGUGUCAUGUCCACGAGGGUAACAGUACCUGCGGUUUGUGCGAGCCGGGCCUUUUGAUAGAGAAUUCUCCGCCGGUAGUGGCCGCUGUUGCCUCAUCCACCGCAUCCGUAUUAUCUCACAAGGAGCAGUUAAAAAAACUGCAGCGCAAAUAUGGACUAGAAAACGAAAAAUUCGUUGAUACUAGCGGCAAUGGGCAGUCCAACUACAAUGAUCGUGCCGCAACAAGGAGAGUCCAGGUGGGCAGCAGUACAGAUAAAGAAAAGACUGAGGUGGCUUGUGUGAACACUGAAAUCGGUAGCUCUAAUAAGGGUUUUAAAAUGCUGAGUAAAUUGGGCUGGCAAAAGGGCGAAAAACUGGGCAAAACAAAUGCCAGUGCUGGACUUUUGGAGCCGAUCAAUGUGGUAGCCAAUGAGGGCACUAGCGGUCUGGGAAACAGUGACCCAGUGCUGUCCAGCUCCAGAACCAUUGACAAACGGAAGCUGGCCAACUUGAAGAUCACUCAGGCGCGAUAUCAGCGCGCCAGUGAUAUGUUUGGACAAUCGGAUGAUAGUGAUUAGAAAGACAUUUUGAAUGAUGUUGGAAACACAUUUAAUUAACAAUUACUCAAACAUAUUUAUAAGUGUAUGUAAAUAUAUAUGUAUGUAUAUACACAUAGAUUCUAUGUAUGUAUAUAUUAAUUCAAAAAUCUUGCUAUAAGGUUAAGCUAUCAGUCAAUUAAUUAAUUUAGCUUCGCUUAUAAACAAAAAGAAUAGGGGAAGGUAAUGUUAAAUAAAUACGACUUCGCACACGUUGGUCUAAACUAAUUGCGAGCCUAAUGGGCAUACAAACCGAUCGUUUAAAUUAAUUAUCGUGUAGCCUAAUGUUAAUGUUAAAUACAAAAGCCUCUUAAGAUAUGUGGUUUCUCUUGCGAUACAUGCUGGAUAAGAUUUGCUGCAAUACGUAAUGUUGUAAGGUUGAUAAUACUUUGCCUGUAUGUUAAGUGUAUCGGAUAAUAUGUAGUGUAAGCUCGGUAGGCUUGGGCAACAGCCGCAGGCCCAUCCACCGAUUACAACACGAAAACGCACAACGAGAAUCUUUGGAUGUUGGAGCUACGGAAGAACACGCUACAUAAAGCCCUAGGCCGAUGUGGUCGAGAGAUGCAUCCGAUCUCCUAGCAGCUACCCUGGGACUUGACGCCGAUGAAGUAGCGGGAUUCGCAGGAGUGUUUGUGCAUCUCACACCACGAGUUGUAUGUCUGGUUGUUGUAGCCGCAUAUUUUGUGUACCUAAUAUUACAAAAUUAAUUCAUAAUAGGAAAGGAAAUGUUUUAUUUACAAAAAAUCUGUACACACCGGUCGCUGCUGCUUCCGCGGACACUUGUAGCGACAGGUCACGCAUCUCGGCUGGCGCGUCUGCAGAUCCACCAGGCAGUUAUCCUUUGGCCCACACUUGAUGUCCGCACAGCUCACGCGGCCUGCUGCAAUAUAAAGUUUAUGAUGCGAACGCAUUAAUGACGGCUGCCUGCGGUUAAGUUUCAGCUUUAUGUCUGGCAAUUUCGGUUUAAUGGCUCCUGCACACUGAAAUGCAUGUCCUGGCCGCCUGAGAACCUGGGCAGGUGCUUCUGUGAUUACGGCAGAAGUGCCUGGCCAUUUUAGAGCAAGCUUUCAACUUUUAAGGGCCAUAUACAAAUGGUGCAUUCGGUGGCUCAUUAGGUCAUGAAGAUACUAUAUGUAGUAGUCUGGGCGAGAUUAAUAGAAUAUUGACUAAAGUUCAAUUUUAGGGCUUACUUAAGAGGAAAGGAUAGAAUAGGAUGCAUGCAUAUGCAC